CCGUGUUCUCCUUUUGAAUCCAGAGUGAGUCCAGCACCCACUCUGGAGAUCUGCUGGAUUUCAGGACAAGAGAAGAAUGGAGGAGGACAACCAGAACCCAGAGCAGCGGAAUAACAAAGUCCCCAGAAGGCAAUCAGCAGGCCCGGACUCUGAUAGCAGCCAUGUUCAGAAACAGAGAGGAGGAGAGGGACCCAAACGUCACCACUGUCAGCAGUGUGACAAAUCCUUCACAACAUCUGGACAUUUAAAGAUUCAUCAACGCAUUCACACUGGAGAGAAGCCGUACAGCUGUGAUCUGUGUGGUAGAACAUUCUCUGAGAGCGGUAGCCUGAAAAUCCACCAGCGCAUUCACACUGGAGAGAAGCCGUACUGGUGUGAACAAUGCGGGAAAACGUUUUCUGUGAGAAGUAGCCUUAAAAAACACCAGCGUGUUCACACUGGAGAGAAGCCGUACAGCUGUGAUCUAUGUUGCAAAACCUUCUCCAGGAUGUAUUGCCUAAAAAUGCACCGACGCGUUCACACCGGAGAGAAGCCGUACCGCUGUGAUCUAUGUGGGGAAACAUUUGCUCAGAGUAGUAGUCUUAAAUCUCACCAGCGCGUUCACACUGGAGAGAAGCCGUACAGCUGUGAUCUAUGUGGUACAACAUUUUCUGAGAGAGCUAACCUGAAAUACCACCAGCGCAUUCACACUGGAGAGAAGCCGUACUGGUGUGACCAAUGUGGGAAAACAUUUUCUGUGAGAAGUAGACUUAAACAACACCAGCUCAUUCACACUGCCUCGUUGUGAGCAUGUUUCAGAGCCAAGCUGUUUCCUCCUGCCUCAUCCUCAUGCCAUGAUAACUGUGUUUUUAUUUUCUUAUCUUCUCUCCACAUUGAAGGCUGACCA
This is a messenger RNA of Etheostoma cragini (Arkansas darter), 886 nucleotides long. RefSeq names its product zinc finger protein 239-like. Lineage: Eukaryota; Metazoa; Chordata; Actinopteri; Perciformes; Percidae. The record is from RefSeq and is a predicted model, not a curated record. The coding region runs from base 77 to 787 and encodes 236 amino acids. Gene Ontology annotation, molecular function: DNA-binding transcription factor activity, RNA polymerase II-specific; RNA polymerase II cis-regulatory region sequence-specific DNA binding. Gene Ontology annotation, cellular component: nucleus. Gene Ontology annotation, biological process: central nervous system development; regulation of transcription by RNA polymerase II. The transcript is spliced from 5 exons.